UUGCUACAUUGGCAUUUCAGUUUCGAACGGUGAAUCGCACGAUCAUUAAAUUUCCCGGUUCCGUUGGAUACCGUUGGUGAAAUCCUCGUGUAUUUAUUCAGUUCAGAAAACGCCUCGAUAUAUUCGAUAAUUAUGUUGAAAUAUAUUAUACUCUUCGCUACUGUGUUGUACAUGGUGCAGUCGCAACGACCAUGGCACGCUGGUACCGGUAAUCGUCUGCCUCAGGUUCUACCUCAAUAUAUUGACGAGCGUAUAGCGGCGGAGCAAGCAACUCAAGCAGGUCAAGCAGGUCAAGCAGCUCAAGGAGAUGAAAUAAUCCCAGCGGGUCAAGGAACUCAAGGAAUUCUAGUGGGCCAAGGGACUCAGGGAAUCCCAUUGGGCCAAGGGGCUCAAGGGAUCCCAGUGGGUCAAGGGACUCAAGGAAUUCCAAUAGGUCAAGGAGCUCAAGGAAUUCCAGUAGGCCAAGGGGUUCAAGAAAUUCCAGUGGGCCAAGGAACUCAGGGAAUCCCAUUGGGCCAAGGGGCUCAAGGAAUCCCAGUGGGUCAAGGGACUCAAGGAAUUCCAAUAGGUCAAGGAGCUCAAGGAAUUCCAGUAGGCCAAGGGGUUCAAGAAAUUCCAGUGCGUCAAGGAUCUCAAGGAAUUCCAACGUAUCAAGGGAGUCACAUUGGUACCGAUAGCUCGCUGCUUGGAAAUCGAAUAGGUGAUGAAGACAGUGGCUUUGCAGCUGCAGCUGCACCGCCCCUAAGCACGACUAUAAAUCCAGCUGAUUUACCAGUCGAUGCUCACGGCGACAUUGACUUGGUAAAUAGGAUCAAGACCUGGCCGAGAGACAAGCAACCUUUUUGGUACAUUAACUGGCAGGCGAUUCAAGCCCAUCGUGGCGACGUGAACAACACCGCCCGGCCAGCCCAAACGCAACCGAAUUCAAGAUCGUUUUUCGCGGGUUAAGACGCCGAAUGAAUUGUAAAUCGAAAUCAACAACCAACAAGACUGUAAAUUUAAACAUUUGUUUCUAAUAAUAGAAUAAGGACUCAAUCGUCGAUAUAUACAUAUUUAUGGCCGUUGAUGACGACAGCGGCCUAUUCCUAGUCAAAACCGUCUCUUUGAAAAAAUAUGCGAUUUCGUAUUUCGAAGAGUCGUCAAUCAGGAUUAUUACGUCGAUCGAUUAUUACGGUCUCUCGAGGAUAGAAGAUUCGGAGGCGAUCGAAACAAAUGUAACGUGAUUGUGCGAAAUCGCAUGCCUUCAUAAUAGAAUUAGCGAUCAAAUUUUUAUACGAAAAGACAGAAAUGACGAUAUAUUAUGUGAACGAAAGUUCAGCCUUUACAAAAUAAAUUUUAGUACUUCCAAAAAAAUGAUUGUAAGCUUUUAUCUCAAAAUGUUCAAACUGCAGAAAAAUCGAAAUAUAUUUAAUAAUCUAACGAUUGCGUUAUCAUUGUGAUAUCUUUACAUUAUGCUGUAAUCUUUCUGCAGCCAAUGCAGCCAAAAUUUCUGCUGAAUCAUAAUCAUUCUCUAUAUUCUCUAAUACUGCAGCGCGCUAUGAAUCAGUAUAAUAACUAUGACUUUUCGUAAGGAAAAGAUUUAUAAUUAGAAUUGUCGAUAUCUUCUUUAAUCCGAUUAAAAAUUAACACAAAUACCUAUAUGAUUGACGGUAUUAUUAAUUGUUUUAUAAAUCAAGUUUUCAACAACGCGCGGUUUGCAUUCAAUAGAAAUUUAUCAAUGAAGUCAUGUAUGUGAAUGACACCGGAGCGCAACGCGCAACGCGAUCCACGAUCCACCU
This is a messenger RNA of Trachymyrmex cornetzi, 1778 nucleotides long. RefSeq names its product circumsporozoite protein. Bases 133 to 948 code for a protein of 271 amino acids. NCBI's taxonomy places the organism in Eukaryota, Metazoa, Arthropoda, Insecta, Hymenoptera, Formicidae. The transcript has 2 exons. The record is from RefSeq and is a predicted model, not a curated record.